AUGUUGAGCUGCGCCAUCCUCGACACAGUAGUGGCCGGAAUGUCCCGGUUGCGCCCGGGCUGUCCUUCCACGUCGGCCGUCGGGAACAAGGGUGAUGGUGGCGGAACCGAUGUGUCAGCCUCGGAAGCGUCACCAGUAGCCGAUAGCAACAUCGGAUCCAUAGCAGAGGAGAAGAAGUGCAAGGCACGCGGAAAUGCCCCCAAGAAAAACAGCGACAUGGGCGAAAAGAAGCCUCCCCGAGACCGGUGGACUGGGUAUGAAGCUCAGGCUGCAGCCAAGACGUCGGCGGAAGCGGGCGCCGAGAGACGCGACCUCGGAGGCCAUGACCGUGGUAGUUGUCAUGACAACAACAGCGUCACCACCACCAACAGCAUCGGCAAUACCACCCACACCACCCACACCAGCACCAAUGCCUCCAACAAGAAUGAGAAGGCGGGCCCCACCGGAGAGAACCUCUUGCGACCGUACGUCAUCGACUUGAAAGCGGAGAUCAGUCACGCGCAUCCACAGAUCCUACGCCUUGGCGAGACCAUCCACUUGUUCCAGCCGCCUGGCGCUCCUGGGGGCUCCUGGGAAGAGAUGGAGGCCGUUGCGUGGCUCAUAGAACAAAACCCGGAUGGCCAGGUAUCCAUCAAGUAUCGCGUCGACCCGCGGGGAGACCGUGACAUGGUGGAGGGCUGCCCCCUCUUGAAAAAGAUCGGAGGACGAAAGUACGUCCCCGUCGGCCUACACCUCGGGCGGUACUCCGAAAAGGAAUGGACGCACCAUGGGCUUCUCCUUCUUUCGGGCAUGCAUCAGAUGGGGGAGUGGCUAGCGCACGAGAGAGUCAAGAAAGAGCGAACUGCUGAGGCUCGCAUCGGCGGAGUGAAGACGUCAUACCGCAAGCUGAUGCAAGAGAGGACGAAGGCUCACCUUUCAGAUGUGGUGGCGGAAGCUACUGUCCGCAGUAAACCCCACGCCAACAGUGGCGACGGGGGCGGGGCAUCCUCGUCCAAACUGGUCAAACUCAGCCCAGAAGUCGACGAUUCGAUUGUCUUCAAUUUGGUGGCGGAGAGACGUGUUCUUUCGGCUCAAAAGCUAUCCAAGCAGCUGUACUACGUUGCGGCGGUGCUGGCCAUCGUCACAUCUUCGAGAGAGGUGGAGGUCGUGCGCCGCCCGGGACUCAAGGCGCUGGCGAGGCUGGCCUCCGACAACCGCCAGACGCUGCUAGAGAUAGGUAGACCCCACUUUUCCUUCACACCAUUGCCCUGCUUGGCCUCUCUCUCUCUCCGCCGUUUCCUUGGACAAAAAGGCCGCGCGGGAGGUAUCGAGGCUUCGAUAUCCAUGCUGCGAGAACUCGGUCAGUGCCGAGAUGUGCAGGAGAACGGCUGCUGGCUCUUGGCACUCCUGUCGCAGGUGGCCGAGUUCAGCCGAAUUAUCGGGCACGAAGGGGGCUGCGAGGAAGUUUGCAAGGUACUCAAGAGUUGUGCGAAGUUCGGCGGCGCUUGCCCGCGCACCCAGUCGUGGGCACUGGGGUGCCUCGCCAACCUGCUCGGGUGUCGUGCGAACCGCCGGAGGUUGCUUGGUGUGGGGCGAGGGUGGGGGGAGGGGGCAACGGCGAUGUCGGAGGAGGAGGAACGGCCAGCAGGGGACCGGAAACCCCAUCAAGAAGAAUGCGGGGAGGAAGAUGGAAUUCUCCAACAAGGAGAAUAUAAGCAUCUUGGAGAAGAAAGAAACUCACGAACAAGCGGAGAACGAAAAGGAGAGAGGGAAGGGAGCCGGGGGGCGUCGUGGGUCCAAAGCGGCGACAACGGCUGCAACGACAGAACCGCUAGUGGCCUUGGACUUCCUCACUGGAUACACACCGUCCUCGCCAACAGCGACCGCGUCGCGUGCGACAGAGGCGCGCAGUACUCGGGCAUCGCGUGCGUGCGCGAGAUAGCGGCGGCGGGGCGCGCCCCCGCCCGAGUGAUGAAGUCGUCGGGAGUUCCCGGACUGAUCGGGGCCACUAUCGAAAAGUGCGCCACGUUUGGGGCAACGGACCAACGGCUUCGGGAUCAGGCGAACAGCGCCUUGCGGUUAAUGUCGACGGCCUGA
Ectocarpus sp. CCAP 1310/34 is the source of this 2076-nucleotide messenger RNA. Lineage: Eukaryota; Phaeophyceae; Ectocarpales; Ectocarpaceae. The record is from the annotation of a GenBank genome assembly.